ACUUGGGCUAAGAUGGCGGCCCCCCGGCUGGGCUUUGGCGCAAUGGUUGGCGCUGUGGUUGGUGCUGCGGGGUUGCGCAGGCGAUUCUGUUGUAUGAUGACUCCAUACAUCAUGAAGAAACAGCCUCUGCAUCAGUUUGCACAAAGAGCACUUUUCCCACUACCCCCAACCUUAUGUAACACAGUGAGACACAUGUUUAUUCAAACACAAGAUACCCCAAAUCCCAACAGUUUAAAGUUUAUUCCAGGAAAACCAGUUCUUGAGACAAGGACCAUGGAUUUCCCUACACCAGCUGCAGCAUUUCGCUCUCCUCUGGCAAGGCAGUUAUUUAGGAUCGAAGGAGUGAAAAGUGUCUUCUUUGGGCCAGAUUUUAUCACUGUCACAAAGGAAAAUGAAGAGUUAGACUGGAAUUUAUUGAAACCAGAUAUUUAUGCAACAAUCAUGGAUUUCUUUGCAUCUGGAUUACCCUUAGUUACUGAGGAAACAUCUUCAGGAGAAGCAGGAUCUGAAGAAGAUGAUGAAGUUGUGGCAAUGAUUAAAGAAUUGUUAGAUACUAGAAUACGGCCAACUGUGCAGGAAGACGGGGGAGAUGUAAUCUAUAAGGGCUUUGAAGAUGGCAUCGUACAACUGAAACUCCAAGGUUCUUGUACCAGCUGCCCUAGUUCAAUCAUUACUCUGAAAAACGGAAUUCAGAACAUGUUGCAGUUUUAUAUUCCAGAAGUAGAAGGUGUAGAACAGGUUAUGGAAGAUGAAUCAAAUGAAAAAGAAGGAAACUCACCUUAAAAUAAUUUGAAUUUUUUUUGGGGGGGGGCUCAGCAUUUGGACUUGUUGAUACUAUAUACCAAGCUUUUAUUAUUAAUCUGCUAAGGAACUUGCAGAUUAAUAAAAUAAGCCUUUCUUUAGAGAAUGAUUUAUAAAUAUUACAUGUUUGCUUUACCUCAUAUGAGUUAUUUAUAAUAUCCUGAAUCAUCUUCUCUACAUGUGCAUUUUAUCCAGGGAUAUUUUUAUUUUUAGUCUUCAUUUCUCAUUGUUAAUUCUUUGCAUAAUGUGUAAAGCAGUUUAAAAUACAUUUUUCCUUAUCUAAUUUAUUUACUUUUUAAAUGCAGAAAUAAAUAGAGAAUGGUUUUUAAAAA
Messenger RNA from Artibeus jamaicensis (Jamaican fruit-eating bat), 1133 nucleotides. RefSeq names its product NFU1 iron-sulfur cluster scaffold (gene NFU1). Gene Ontology annotation, molecular function: iron ion binding; iron-sulfur cluster binding. Bases 13 to 783 code for a protein of 256 amino acids. Lineage: Eukaryota; Metazoa; Chordata; Mammalia; Chiroptera; Phyllostomidae. Gene Ontology annotation, biological process: iron-sulfur cluster assembly. The record is from RefSeq and is a predicted model, not a curated record. The transcript is spliced from 8 exons. Gene Ontology annotation, cellular component: mitochondrion.